UAAAAUGUUUUGUGGUUAUUUAAUUUUUACGCAUGCGUUGUUAUCUCGGUGUGAGUUUGUUUGCGCAUGCUGACGCAAGUGCGAUAGUGUGAGUGCGAGCGCGGUGAGGGGGUCGCGGUUGCCGGUCGCGCACGCUGCGUGCAUUAUAGCUAGUACUGCGCGAAGAGCGCCUGUAGUUCGUGAUACUAGAGGUGACUGGAACUGUCACACACGAGACUACACCCGGCCACAAAAUGUCAAAUCGAGCAUGGGUGACUUUAGCCACAAACGACUCGUACGGCCUGGGCGCCCUGGUGCUGGCGCACUCGCUGCGCCGGGUCGGCUCCUCGUACCCGGCCGUGGUGCUCAUCACACCAGCCGUCACUGAGCCCAUGAGAGACCGUCUUCGCGCAGUGUUCGCCGAGGUGAUCAUAGUGGACGUGCUGGACUCCGGCGACGCCGCCCACCUGGCACUGCUACAGCGCCCCGAGCUUGGCAUCACUUUCACCAAGAUCCACUGCUGGAAUCUCACCCAGUACGACAAGUGCGUGUUCCUGGAUGCCGACACAUUGGUAGUCCAAAACAGCGAUGAGUUGUUCGACCGCGAGCAGCUCUCUGCGGCUCCCGACGUCGGCUGGCCCGACUGCUUCAACUCCGGAGUGUUCGUGUUCGCGCCCUCCGCUGAUACCUUCGCACAGCUCAUAACCUUCGCACAGGAACGGGGAAGCUUCGAUGGUGGUGACCAAGGUCUGUUGAACUCGUUCUUUUCGGACUGGGCUCAUGGUGACAUCAACAAGCAUUUGCCGUUCAUCUAUAACGUAACAUCUGCGGCCUUCUACUCUUACCUGCCCGCAUUAAAACACUUUGGUCAGAAUCUGAAAAUUAUCCACUUCAUUGGCGCCGCUAAGCCGUGGCUCCAGCAGUUUAACUUCGAGUCUGGUUCCGUGGACGCUCCCGAUCACAUUCGCGGCCUCUUGCAGUUGUGGUGGGACAUCUUUGUGGGCCACGUUCACUCCCAGCUCGAUACCGGCAUGGUUGAGGUGGAGGACACACAUGACGUGCCACCAGCAUUACCGCUACAUGACGUCCGACACCAAUUCCGCUAUCAGCCCACUCUCGAUCCGGAAUCAGAAUUCGCGUGGCACCAUCCCGAUGCCCAGACCCAAGAGGAUACCUGUGAUAAACAUGUAGAUAUAACUGAAUUUCACGAUCCUUGGAACGUUUAUAGAGGAAACAUUCCUCCAAAUACAGAAGAAACAAAUAGUAAUUACGAAGAGUUAAGUAGAAUAGAAGACCAGGAAGAAUUAAGAAAAUACGCUUGGGAUUAUCAGGCUCAAGAACCUCCGUCCACGUAUACUGAACAACAUUUUAGUCAAGACAAAGAAACCAACAACCAACCAACAAACCAAAAUCAAACACAUUAUACAGAUGAUUGGCAACAUAACCAUUUCGAAUACAGUCAGGAUGAACACAAACAUGACGGCCACUGGCAUCAUGAACAUGGCGAACACAAUCAUGACUGGAGCAACCAUGAUACUCACCAACAUACGCACACACAUGACAAUCAGAUACACAAUGUCGGUCACGUACAACACAAUGAAACUAAUUAUUACCAUAAUUAUAAAACACAUGAACACACUGAACACCAACACACUAACACGGAGUCGUAUAUCCCUGAUAGUCAUCAACUCAAUGAAAUUUCAGUACACCAUAUACACAUAGAUAAAGAAAAGAAACGUAGUCGUCGUAGUCGCAGACUGACUCGCAUUGACGUAUGUGCUGAGCACGGAUAUAUGAAUGGGGAUGUCUCAGUGUCUGAAAGCGACGAAUACGACGACGUAAUGCCUAGGCACCCCUACGAUGGAUUCUACUUAAGGCACAGAGUUACAAUUAACGCUCGUGGAAGAAAAGUAUGUUCGCAUGAAAUACCACCCACUCCAUCUCCGUCGCCACCCAGUUCUCCGUCACCAACUAACGAUUUUGCAGAGUUUACUGAAGACGAACCCUUGGAAUUUAACGACUUGGAUUUUCAAAGUGGCGUUGCCGGUAACUUGGCGCGAGUGCAGCCUGGCGGCGCAGGCCCGCGUGAGGCUCUUGACGAGCUGACACGUCGCCAGGGAUGGGAAGCUGGUAACAUUGACUAUAUGGGCGCAGAUUCCUUUGAUAACAUUUGGGCCAAGAUUUCGCAAACCCUGAGCCAGCCACGUACUUCACCUCCAAAGCAGUCUCCUCCUAAGGAACUUGCUCCUCAGCAAGCUCCAGAGCAGGUAGUAGUUCAGUCCGCGGAAGUUGUACAGGAACCAAUAGCUGAGAAAGUUGAAGUAGCGAAGGAAGCCGUUCCUGUUGAAAGUGCGGCUCCAGUAGAAGCCGCUCCCGCUUCAGUGGCAGUCGCCCCCGCGCCAGUCCAGGCGGAGGCUCCUGUUGCGCCCGCGGAAGUAGCUGAGGUCCCAGUGCCUGUAGAAGCCGCCGUGCUUGUGGAAGCCCGGGUGGCAGACGUUGAGCCCGCUGCAACUGAUGUACCAGUAUCAGUUGAAGCAGUUGUUGUUGAUGCUGCACCUAUUGAAGCCGCACCUGUAGUGCCUGUAACCGUAGAAGCCAUAGUCCCCGACGUGCCCGCUACAGUGGAAGCUCUCCCGGCUGUAGAGGAUGCUGCGCCCGCCAAGGAGCCUGUUAAGGCAGAGGCACCAAAAGCAGCCGUCGUAGAAGAGCCGGCACAAAAGACUGAAUCUCCUGUAGUGAGUGCCGCCGCUCCUAGCGCGGCCGACAGCCCGCCGCUGGCCACCACCCCGUCCAAGGAAGAAGCGCCUGCGGUGCCUGCUGCCAAAACGGAGGAGCGUCGCAAACCCGCGGGGAAGCUGAAGCUGAGUCCCCCCGCCGCCGCCGACCCGCUCCCCACCCCCGACAGCGAGCUCGAGGACGCGGCCGCGCUCGCCAGCGACAUCAUCGCGCGCGAGCUGCGGGCCGUGGCCGCGCCCACCGUGAGCGCCGCCGAGCCCGCGCCCGCCGCCUCCCCGCCCGCCGCGCUCGAGCCGCGCGCGCUGCACGUCGCGCAGCCCGAGGUGCCCACGCCGCCCGUCGGCGCGCUCUCACUUGCACAGAUCGGCGUCAAGGCACCCGCCAAGGGCAAGGCCACCACCGCCGCGCUCAUAGAGUCCUCGGUCACGGACACCGCCCAGCCGACGACGCCCGCGUCCUCUUCCACGCCGACUUCGCCAGAGCCCGCCGCGCCUGGCGCACCUGCAGAGGCCGCCACUCCCGCGCAGUCAGCCACUGCCGCCGCGCCCGCGGAGGCUACCGUGCCUUCGGAGCAUCCCACACCCGCGGAGCCCUCUGUUCCCGCAGAGCUCCCCAAGCCCGCUACACCAGCAGCGCCGGCUUCUGACCCGCCCAAAAAAAAGGUCGUGAAGAAGGUAGUGAAGAAGGACGCGAGCGGCGCAGACGCGCCCGUGCCGCCGCCCCGCAAAAAGGAAAAGAAGCCCAAAGAGAAAUGAGCGACCGCGACGAGCUCCCGAUAGUUCCUCUGUGCCAUACUCGUAGCCUUUCAUCUUAUGUUAAAUGUCUAUUUAAUUUUCGAAUAAUUAUGCUUUUUUGUAUCGCGUAAUUCUUUUUACUCUUAAUUAUGAUAGAAAUAAUUUUAUACUCACUAUCACACGGCAAAUGUAUUGUUUAGUUUGAUUUUUAUACCUUUACUUUUACUAUUAUAUCAUGAUUUAUUUAUGUUUUUAACAGUGAUAAUCGGUUUUAUUGUUCUGAACAUUGAUCUACCAAAGGACGAGACGUAUUUAUUGUAUUUAAACGAAAGUUUUAUGAAAUUUUAUAUUAAAAGUCUAUUUUGGAUUACUA
This is a messenger RNA of Trichoplusia ni (cabbage looper), 3822 nucleotides long. RefSeq names its product glycogenin-2-like. Gene Ontology annotation, cellular component: cytoplasm. The record is from RefSeq and is a predicted model, not a curated record. The coding region runs from base 234 to 3470 and encodes 1078 amino acids. NCBI's taxonomy places the organism in Eukaryota, Metazoa, Arthropoda, Insecta, Lepidoptera, Noctuidae. The transcript is spliced from 9 exons. Gene Ontology annotation, molecular function: glycosyltransferase activity.